Amaranthus tricolor (Joseph's coat) is the source of this 2088-nucleotide messenger RNA. Its product is annotated as U-box domain-containing protein 19-like. NCBI's taxonomy places the organism in Eukaryota, Viridiplantae, Streptophyta, Magnoliopsida, Caryophyllales, Amaranthaceae. Gene Ontology annotation, cellular component: nucleus; cytoplasm. Gene Ontology annotation, biological process: protein ubiquitination. The transcript has a single exon. Gene Ontology annotation, molecular function: protein binding; ubiquitin-protein transferase activity. The record is from RefSeq and is a predicted model, not a curated record. The coding region runs from base 1 to 2088 and encodes 695 amino acids.
AUGCUUGGUAAAUUUGAGCCAUAUGAUCGCCGGAUUCUUAAAAUCCUGGCAGUUCGACCAUGUGAAUCUAUUUCUACCACAAUUCUCGUCACUUCUUUGCUCACUCUUGCUCGUGAAAUCACCAAUUUUAAAUCUAAAUUAUUUUCAUCUCAGAAAAAAAUUGUUCGGGAGAUCAUCCGACAGAUUGAAAUUCUCCUUAUUUUCUUUGAGGAAAUCCAUGAUCAUCACCCAACUUUUACUAAUUCUCUCAUUCUAUCCCUUUCAGAGCUCCAUUUUUCUAUCCAAAAGAUCCGAUGUUUAUUAAAAGAUUGUACCCGAGAAGGGGCUAGACUUUACAUUUUGAUGAAGUCACAGUUUAUAGCUAAUCAGUUCCGCGUUUUGGUUAGUUCAGUUGCAGCUGCGCUUGAUAUACUUGACUUAAACUCACUUGAAAUCUGUAAAGAAGUGAAAGAAUUGGUUCUUUUGCUAGCUAAACAAGCCCAGAAAUCGAACCUCCAUGUUAGCAUAAGCGAUCAAUGUGCGAUGGAGAGGGUGAUUUUGAUCUUGAACCAUUUCGAGAACCAAUUUGAGCCAGAAAAAGGCUUGAUAAAACGGAUUCUUAAUUAUUUGGGUAUCCACAAUUGGGUUGAUUGCAAUAAAGAGGUCAAGUUUUUGGAAGAUGAGAUUAGAAAUAGUAAUGUUGAAGAGGAGGAAAGAGAAAUUCCUCUACUCAGUGGCUUAUUGGGCUUGAUGUGCUAUUGCAGGGGAGUCAUUUUUGACACUUUGGAUGAUGAUGGAGACCAUAAUUCAGAAUCAGAAUCAAAAUUAGCUGGAGCAGGAGAAGUACUUAGUUACUUGAAUCCAGAAGAUUUUCGAUGCCCCAUUUCUCUUGAAUUAAUGAUCAAUCCAGUUACGAUAUCAACUGGUCAAACUUAUGAUCGAGCUUCAAUUCAAAAGUGGCUAAAAUCGGGAAAUUUGAUCUGUCCCAAAACAGGGGAGAAGCUUGAAAAUACAGAGUUGGUCCCAAAUUCAGCUCUUAAGAAACUGAUUCACCAAUUUUGCUGUGAUAAUGGGAUAUCCAUAUCGAAAAUAGGAAGAAAAAGCAAGGAGCUAUCAAGAACCAUCAUUUUUCCAAGCCCGGCCUCUCGAGAAACCAUCAAGUUUUUAGCUGAAUUUCUUGCUGGAAGGUUAACUUAUGGUACAGAUGUGCAAAAGAACAAGGCUGCCUAUGAAAUCAGAUUAUUAACAAAAUCGAAUAUUUACAAUCGAUCGAUCUUAAUUGAAGUGGUGAAUGUUGCUCCGCUUUUGGAUCUUCUCACAUCAAAUGAUCCAAACACUCAAGAAAAUGCAAUAUCAGCUUUGUUGAAGCUGGCAAAGCAUUCAAAGGGGCAAAAGUCAAUCAUUGAAGAAGGUGGGUUGAUGCUCAUAAUCUCAGUUCUUCGAGGAGGGAUGAAGAUAGAAUCUAGGCAAAUUGCAGCAGCCACAAUUUUUUACCUAUCAGCAGUAGAAAAAUACAGGAAAUUAAUUGGGUCAACAAGACAGGCCAUAACUGGUCUUAUUGAGCUAAUCAAAGACAAAGAUGGAACAAUGUGUGGGAAAAAGAAUGCAAUGGCAGCAAUCUUCGGGCUUCUUUUAUAUCAUAGAAACCAUGAUAGAGUACUUGAAGAAGGAAUUAUCCCAGUACUAUUUGAUCUUAUUUCUUGUGUUGAAAGAUCAGACUUUUUAGUUGACGCUUUGGCUAUUUUAGCUUGCUUGGGUGAGAAGAUUAAUGGGUCUAUUGCGAUUUUGCAAACCUCGGCUUUACCACUAAUCAUGGGGUUCAUGAAAUCAUUCAUUUCCAAAGCUGGUAGGGAAUACUGCGUUUCAAUUUUACUGUCCUUGUGCAUCAAUUGUGGAACUGAGGUGGUACCCAUUUUAUCCAAGGAACCUUCGAUUAUAGCUUCGUUGUAUGCCCUUAUCACAGAAGGGAGCUCCCAUGCUAGCAAGAAGGCACUUAUGCUCAUUAAUAUGUUGCACAAGUUUAGGGAGUCCGGCUCUUCCAGCUCCGCUCUACCUUCACCUUCCUCAAUUCAUAAAGAAACCUGUUUUUCGUCCAAUUUUGGGAAAUAA